Messenger RNA from Amyelois transitella, 3835 nucleotides. RefSeq names its product ero1-like protein (gene Ero1L). Lineage: Eukaryota; Metazoa; Arthropoda; Insecta; Lepidoptera; Pyralidae. Gene Ontology annotation, molecular function: protein-disulfide reductase activity; thiol oxidase activity; FAD binding. The coding region runs from base 190 to 1782 and encodes 530 amino acids. Gene Ontology annotation, cellular component: endoplasmic reticulum membrane; endoplasmic reticulum. Gene Ontology annotation, biological process: protein folding in endoplasmic reticulum. The record is from RefSeq and is a predicted model, not a curated record. The transcript has 2 exons.
AGUCAUUGGUUUGGUUUUCAUCUCAUUCUGGUUUUGGGAAAGGGAAAUACAAGCGAAGCAGUCACGUAGUCACAAUAAUUUUUGUGUGCAAAAUUUACCACUUUCACUUGAUUUUUUCAUGGUUUGCCAAAAACUUUUAAAUGUGUAGUGUCGUACAAACAAUUUCAUCUGCGAUUUCUUAAAUCUACAAUGGGCACAAACAACUUACAAAUGGCAUUUAAAAAUUCUUGUGUUGUGUUUAUAAUUUUCGCUCUUGCGAUAGUUCGGGCGGUAAGUUACGACACGGAGCUGUAUGGAAAGGAGAGUUGUGAUAGCAAUGUGUGCUUUGAGGCCUUACAUGGAGCUCUGGGCGACUGCUCGUGUAAUGUCGACACAAUAGAUUAUUUCAACAACGUAAAGAUAUUCCCCCGGAUACAGAGCUUGGUAAGCAAAGACUAUUUUAGAUUCUACAAGGUCAAUUUGAAAAAAGAAUGCCCUUUUUGGGUAGACGACAGUAGGUGUGCUAUGAAGUACUGCCAUAUAAAAACUUGCUCCAAAGAAAGUGUGCCUGGAUAUGCAAACGGUUAUGAGAAUGAUCAUGAAGAUGAGUCUCCUGUUACGAAGUAUACAAAAGAAGGUCAAUCUGACUGCAGUUCUGAUGCAGAUCAUGAUCCAGACUUAGGCUAUCUGAAUAUGACUAUCAGUGCAGCAAGUCAAUAUGAAAUUGCAAAGUGGAAGGCUUACGAUGAUGCUCUAGAGAAAUUUUGUGAAAAUGACGAUAGGGAUGCUGAAGCAGAAUAUGUUGAUUUGUCUCUGAACCCUGAGAGGUAUACUGGUUACAAAGGCCCAUCUGCACAUAGAAUUUGGAGAAGUAUAUACCAAGAGAAUUGUUUCCGUCCCAAAAUUAACCCUUAUGAAUCCUUUCCAUAUGUACUCAGUUCAGAUUUGAGUAACAUGUGUUUAGAGAAAAGGGUAUUUUAUAGGGCAAUAUCAGGUAUGCAUACAAGUAUUAACAUUCAUCUGUGCUCUAAAUAUUUGCUCUCUGAAAAAACUGCUGGGUUUACUGUAUCCCCUGAAGGGGAGUGGGGACCUAAUCUUGAGGAGUUCCAGAGGAGAUUUGACCCGUCACAAACUCUAGGAGAAAGUCCUAAUUGGUUGAAAAAUCUUUACUUUGUGUAUCUUCUUGAAAUGAGAGCAUUAGCAAAAGCUGGACCCUACUUAGAAAGAGAAGAGUAUUUUACUGGAAAUCCUACUGAGGAUGAAGAGACGAGACAAGCAAUUCGUAACAUGAUCGGAGUUAUAUACACAUUUCCCGACCAUUUCAAUGAGUCUUCCAUGUUUAACGGAGGCAGUCAGGCGGCGAACUUGAAGAAUGAGUUCCGUGAACACUUUUGGAAUAUUUCGAGGAUAAUGGACUGUGUGGGGUGUGAUAAAUGUAAGCUCUGGGGAAAACUGCAGACACAGGGUUUGGGGACUGCACUAAAAAUUUUAUUUUCGGGCAGAUGGGAUAGCCCUGAAGGUGACCCGGAGCAGGGCAAGCUUCCAUUAAGACACAAGUCACAAAGGUUACAGAGAACAGAAAUUGUAGCUCUUUUUAAUGCAUUUGCGAGACUGUCAAAUAGUAUACGAGAAUUGGAGAACUUCAGGAUAAUGCUCAGUGCAAACAAAGAGACGAAAAAGAAACCAGCCAUCUUCGGUGGUGUUCCUGAUAGAUCGAGUAAUAAACCAACAGACAAGUCAAGUAUUAGCCUGAAGAAGGGCCAUUGUACGUCGGGAGGAUCAAAACCGGGACUAGGGAGCUAAGUUAAGAUAUAAAGAUAAGAUUUGUGUGUUGAUCUAAAAUGGAGAUACGAAAUUAUACAUACAUGCAUGGAUGUAUACUGGUCUACAUGAAAACGGUACUUUAAAAGUUUAUUAUAGAAAGUAACGGUAUUUGACAAAUACGGAUACUUUAUCCUUAGUGUAUAUAUGCCGUGUGGUUCCCGGCACCAAUAGAAAAUAGAAAAGGUCCACUCCAUCUCUUUCCACGUGGAUGUCGUUAAAGUCGACUAAGGGAUAGGCUUAUAAACUUGGGAUUCUUCUUUCAAGCGACAGGAUAGCAACCUGUCUCUAUUUGAAUCUCAAUUCUAUCAUUAGGCCAAACAACAGAACGUCAGUCAGUCUUUUUAAGACUGUUGGUCCAGUCUACCUCGCAAGGGAUAUAGACGUGAUUAUUGUAUGUUGUGUAUAUAUUUUAAAAGAAAACGUUCUUUUUUUUAUUUCCUAGUUUUAUGUGGACAUGUAACUUUAAAUUGUUUUUUAUAUUCGGUCUCCAUAUUAGAUCAAUUAGUUUCUGAUCAUCACAAGACUUAAUUUAUUGAAACCCAGUGAGGUGUUGAGCUUAAUUUAUUUAUUUGGGUGAAGCUGAAUAUUGUUAACCUGCUUAUAGGGUAAAAUUUUAUAUUGAUUGACAUUGAUUGUUUUUGAUUCUAUAUAAAUCGAUUAACAAGUGAAAUUAUGACGAUGAUAAUCAUCGUCAAAUGGACUCGAUUUAAGAAUUUUCGUAGCAAUUUUACCUUAUAAAUUAACCUGCUCGAUUAAGUAUUUCUUAACAAUAAAACUUAAAUCGUUUUAGGAUGCAGGUGGGAACAUAAUAUUAAAAUGUAUGUUAAACGGUGCAUCUUUCCCUUCAUCGUAAAAGCAUUAGCACUUGUGACAUUUUGUCAUUGAUUGCUUGCUUAAAAUCAAUAUCCUUAUCAGUUAAAGUAUCGUUUACAACCGUGUGUGUGUUUUUUUUAUCAUGCAAAAUGAAUUUCCACGUGUCCUUUGUUGGUACGUCAGGGUUUGAACAACAGAAAAAUAAUUAUGCAGUAUUGUAACAUUUUCACGUUUUUUUUUGUUGUUGUUGUAACGCGUUGUUGCCAAGAACAAUGGAUACGGUUGUGUCAAUACAGAUGAACAAACGAUGAUGUUUGACAGUAGGGAAAGUAAAUACAUUUGUGACUGAAACGGAUCUUGAUUUAGAAAUUACUGGCGAUUUGGUACAUUUGGUUUUUUAGUUACCUACUAACUGAUGUUAUAUAUUUUUUCGGGUUACAACAUUUUGUUUCUGUUAAUUCCUUGCUAGAAGCGUGAAAAAACUAUGUCUUAUGUUUAUUAUUCAUAAGAAUUGAACUGUUCAAUAAGCAGUUUGCGCGCUGAUAUUCGAUAAUAUAAUGUCAAUCAUAUAAAAGGUUUCGUAUGCAAUAUUCAGCUUGACCUGAACUUAAAAAGUAAGAUGUAAAAAUAACUAAUUACGGAAUAAGGCCGGAACUUAAGUCUGUCAGCUAAGCGGGACAGCGUUAUAGUUGUAGUAGGUAUAGUAUAUAAAUUUAUAUAUAUAAUGUUUAAAACAUUUUGGAAGACUAGACUUGAUUAUUGAAUAAAUGAACAUAUUUCUAUUAAAAGUCAUUGUAUUUUAAAAUAUAUCUUUGUAGAAAUUGAACAAAAAAUGUGUCACAACUUUUUAUUAUUUUUAUAGCUUUAGUUGCUUUCGGGGCUUCAUUCACGUUUGUCACAAAUUCCAAGUAAAUUAAUUUCUAGAUAAAUUGAAAAUUGGUAAAUUAAAUACGAGUAGGUCAAAAUGACUAAAAUAACUUUCCAUCAAUAUUAUUAAGUAUGAAUUACAAACUAAGAUGACGAUAAUCUCGCGAAAUAGAAUAUUAUUUUUUUGAUUAUUUACGAUUUUGUUUUGUUUAUUUUAUUUACUGGCGAAAUGCAAAACUUUUUUAUUUGGCAGACUAAUGAGAUUACUAAUAUGUCAUUAGAGGUCAUAAAAAGCUACCUUUAUCAGUUUUGAUCUGUUAUAGAUUGCAUAAAAUUCUAAACAGCUAUCUCU